AGGCUCGGAGGAUGCUUGCUGCUUCUAGAGCUGAUACGCUCGAUGUUAGCUGCCAUGACUACGCCCCCGUCGUCUACCCUUUCUUCCAGAAAUGGACUGCCGACUACGGAAAAACAUUCCUUUUCUGGUGGGGACCAACACCAUGCAUCAUAUCGACUGACGUCGCGCUAGUUAAGAAAGUGCUCGCAGACAGGACAAACUUGUUCCAGAAGGUACACUACUUCAAUCCAAGCUUCAAAUCCAUCCUAGGCAAAGGGAUGCUACUUGUAAAUGGGGACGACUGGAAGCGGCACCUCAAAGUUAUCCACCCAAAAUUUAACGAAGAAAAGCUCAAGUACAUGUCUACUCUGGUGUCGGAGGGCACACGACGGAUGAUGGAGGAAUGGUACGCUCAGAUACAAAACAGUAAGACAGACCAAGCUGAGAUAGACAUGAUGCGUGACUCUGAUGAGUUGACCCAAGGAGUCAUCGGGCAAAUGAUUUUCGGCGUGAACAACAAGGUAUACCGGCAGUUCUGUAUUCCUGCAAAGGAGGUCCAUGAGCUUCUGGUGCAGGGAAUGAAAGAUCCCCCGAUUCCUGGAUUUAGAUACCUACCAACCCGCCGCAACCGCCGGUUGGCGAAACUCGACAAGUUUUGUACGAGCAAGAUCAUGCAGAUCAUGAAGGCGCAUCUUGCGGAGGGUUCGUACGGAGAUGGCCUGCUCGGGCUGAUGUUGGAGGCCUACGCCCUAGACAACAAGACAUUGAGCAUAGAGGAAGUCGUUGCAGAGUGCAAGUCUUUCUUUGUGGCGGGGCAAGAUACCGCUGCAAACCUCCUUACAUGGGCAAUGUUUUUGCUCAGCAACUACCCACAAUGGCAGGAGAAGGUGAGGGAGGAGAUCCUCCUAGAAUGCCCGAAAGAAGGCGAGGCACCGAGCACCGAUGUCCUCAAGAAACUUAAGCUGCUUAAGAUGACUGUUCUUGAAACACUGAGGCUCUAUAACCCGGUACCGUUUAUCAUGAGAAAGACCGCAUGUGAUACAAAUGUUUCAAACAUCAAGGUUGCAAAAGGAACCAGAAUAAUGAUCCCUAUCGGGAUGAUACACAGGGAUAAGGAGGUCUGGGGUGCCGAUUCCAACGAGUUCAAUCCCAUGAGGUUUGAUAAAGGCAAUAACGCAAGCUCGUUGCUAGCGUUCUCGUAUGGACCAAGGGUUUGCAUCGGCCAGGACUUCGCCAUGGUUGAAGUGAUGAGCGUUUUGGUGAUGAUCCUCAGGAGGUUCGCCUUCUCCUUGUCCCCAAAGUACGUUCACAGGCCCAGGCACCGUGUGGUUCUGACGCCCAAGUAUGGACUCCCUCUAAUCGUGAAGAACGUCCUGCAGCUGGAUGGGUAUGAUUACUGUGAUGGCGUGAACUUGUGUGAGGUCGGAGGGCAAUAA
This is a messenger RNA of Brachypodium distachyon (stiff brome), 1415 nucleotides long. RefSeq names its product cytochrome P450 709B1. The record is from RefSeq and is a predicted model, not a curated record. Bases 12 to 1415 code for a protein of 467 amino acids. NCBI's taxonomy places the organism in Eukaryota, Viridiplantae, Streptophyta, Magnoliopsida, Poales, Poaceae. The transcript has 5 exons. Gene Ontology annotation, molecular function: iron ion binding; heme binding; oxidoreductase activity, acting on paired donors, with incorporation or reduction of molecular oxygen.